AUGACAGGAAGAAGAGAAAGAUCUAGGUCUCCAAUGAGAGGAGACAAUAGUGGCCGUAGAAGAGAUAUCAAAAAUCUAGAUCAAAAUAAGAAUCCUGAAAACAUGCCCAAUGUUAUGAACCCCAUGAUGAUGCCAAAUAUGUAUCCACAAGGAAACAUGAUGAUGCCUGGAAUGUUUAACAUGAUGAUGCCAAAUCAUAUAAUGGGAGGUGGCAUGAUGCAGCCACCUGGAAUGGAUAUGAUGCAAGGUCCUGCUAUGGAAAUGAUUCCACAGCCACCAAUGGAUAUGGCCUCUAUGGGUAAUCAUCAGCCCUUACCACCUGCUCCUCCACCAUUAGAAAUGGGAAUGAUGGGAGGCGUUAUGAUGGACCCAAUGAUGGGAAUGUUUCCAAAUAUAGGAGGUGAUCCAUCACAAGAAAAAAAGGAAAUUAUACUUAAAUACUGUAAACUUAUUCCACCAGAACCUGGCACUCCAUUACCACCAAGAAGAGCAAGACCUCCUGGAUGUCGGACCAUUUUUGUAGGUGGUCGUUUACCAGAUAAAAUCAGAGAAAGUACAGUCAGAGAAAUAUUUGAGCGAUAUGGAAGAAUUCAUAUUUUAAGGUUGUCAAAGAAAAAUUUUUGCCAUAUAAGAUUUGAUAGGGAGAGUUGUGUGGACGCAGCUAUGUUUAUUUCAGGCUAUAGAAUAAAGAUUUCAUCUAAAGACAAAGAUGAGAAAGAAGAUGAAGAUGAUACACAGGAUAUAGGAUGGCUACAUAUUGAUUAUGCUCUGAGUCGUGAUGACCAAAACGAGUACGAAAGGCGUCAACGCCAGGCGUUACGCGUCCAACAGCAACAAAUGCAACAGCUGUCAGCGCAACAAGAAGCCAUAGCCAGCCGCAAUAUGAACUACCGCCGGUCGCCCUCUCCCGUCAGAAUACAACCGUUCUCUAACGCGGCUAUCGUGCAACUAGCUGAGAAAAUUAAAAACGAAGAACAUUUUCCUUCCACACUUCCUACACUAAUCUCUUGGUUAGAGAGGGGAGAAUGUUCAAAAAAGAAUUCCAACCAAUUCUACUCAAUGAUUCAGGCAACUAACUCCCAUAUCCGACGGCUUUUCAAUGAAAAAAUGCAAUCCGAGGAAGAGUUACAAGAAUGUAGAGAAAAAGUCAAAAAUCACAUAUCAAGCAUCAUAGAACAACUCGAACAGGUGGCGAAAGUGUUUAGUGCGGCCACCCACCAGCGUGUGUGGGACCACUUUACUAAACCGCAACGCAAGAACAUCGAAACCUGGCAGAAAAUGACGCAGGAGUUUAAUACGCUCAAGGAAGAAUUCAAUGAAAAAUUCCUUGGAGAUGACAUGGAUUUCAAUGGUUUUAACAGUCAAAGCAAUAAUAUGGAUGUUAAUAAUGAAGAAUUACAAGAGUUGAAGCGGGAGAAUGAAAGUCUAAGAUUCCAACUGGAAGCGUACAAAAAUGAAGUAGACGUCAUAAAAGCAGAUGCUCAAAAAGAUAUGGAGAAGUUUAAAGCCCAGUUUAUUGCGCGUCAAGCGUUGCAGGACGCGAUGGAGAAACACCCGCCGUUACCAUCGCCGAUGGCGAAGCCGCCGCCGCCGCCGCCGCCGCUGCCCGACGACGCGGACGCCGCGGCGGGCCUGAAGGAAGAAGACUUCAAAUGCGGGGAGGCAAAGUUGAUUGGCAUCAUGUCUGCGUUUCUACAAGUGCACCCGCAGGGCGCGAGCCUGGACUACGUGGUGUCGUACGUGCGCGCGCUGCUGCCGGCCGCGUCGCCGGCCGCCGUGCACCGCGUGCUGCGCCGCCACGCCGACGUGUUCCGCCGCACCUCCCGCGGCGUCGGCGCCGACCUCGAGCACCGCUGGACCUUCGUGGCCUACGGCGGCGCCGAC
This is a messenger RNA of Brenthis ino (lesser marbled fritillary), 1884 nucleotides long. The record is from the annotation of a GenBank genome assembly. NCBI's taxonomy places the organism in Eukaryota, Metazoa, Arthropoda, Insecta, Lepidoptera, Nymphalidae.